Molecule: messenger RNA, 630 nt
Organism: Dama dama (fallow deer)
Lineage: Eukaryota; Metazoa; Chordata; Mammalia; Artiodactyla; Cervidae
Product: keratin-associated protein 4-11-like
Exons: 1
Coding region: 1-630 (209 amino acids)
Cellular component (GO): keratin filament
Source: RefSeq, a predicted model, not a curated record
AUGGUCAGCUCCUGCUGUGGCUCCGUCUGCUCUGACCAGAGCUGUGGCCGAAGUCUCUGCCAGGAGACUUGCUGCCAGCCCAGCUGCUGCCAGACCACCUGCUGCAGGACCACCUGCUGCCGCCCCAGCUGUGGUGUGUCCAGCUGCUGCCGGCCCCAGUGCUGCCAGCCCACCUGCCCUCGUCCCACCUGCUGCAUCUCUAGCUGCUGCCGCCCCUCCUGCUGUGGGUCCAGCUGUGGCUCCAGCUGCUGCAGGCCUACCUGCUGCAUCUCCAGCUGCUGCAGGCCCCAGUGCUGCCAGCCCACCUGCCCUCGCCCCACCUGCUGCAUCUCUAGCUGCUGCCGCCCCUCCUGCUGUGGGUCCAGCUGUGGUUCCAGCUGCUGCAGGCCUACCUGCUGCAUCUCCAGCUGCUGCAGGCCCCGCUGUUGCCAGCCUGUGUGCUGUCAGCCCACCUGCUCCCGCAUCUCCAGCUGCUGCCGCCCCUCUUGCUGUGGCUCCAGCUGCUGCCGCCCAAGCUGCUGUCUGCGCCCAGUGUGUGGCCGGGUCUCCUACCACACCACUUGCUAUCGUCCCACCUGUGUCAUCUCUACCUGCCCCCGCCCUGUGUGCUGUCCCUCCUCUUGCUGCUAA